Molecule: messenger RNA, 459 nt
Organism: Acaulospora morrowiae
Lineage: Eukaryota; Fungi; Glomeromycota; Glomeromycetes; Diversisporales; Acaulosporaceae
Source: the annotation of a GenBank genome assembly
AUGGAACUCAUUUCUACAAAAAAACUAAAAAAUCAUAAAAAGAUUGUGGAUGAAAAACAUGAGAAUUUCAUCAGAAAGUUUCGAAAGUUGAUUAAAUCGAAGGCGACUUCGAGAGGAAACAUUGUUAAAAUUAUAGAACAUUUUUAUUCCGCCAAAACUUAUUUUAUGAUAAUUCAAUAUGCACAUAAUGGAGAUCUUGGGACGUGUUUACGAACAAAGUUCUUGGAACAAAAUGAAUAUGCUAAGGCAAACUUAAUACCGGGCGUUGAAGGCAGUCCAAGCUACGUCAAUAAUGCAAGAACUAUGCACGGAAAUUUGGAUUUCACCAAUAUACUCACCAAAAAUGGUGGUAUAUUAAUGGUUAUGGGAUUUGGUUCAUCCGUUUCUCUUGAUGAAGAAUCUUUUGAUCCUUUGAACGCAGAAUCUGCACCCUACUCGAAAGGAAGAACGAAGCAUUAG